Messenger RNA from Clarias gariepinus (North African catfish), 3685 nucleotides. RefSeq names its product solute carrier family 45 member 4b (gene slc45a4b). Gene Ontology annotation, cellular component: membrane. NCBI's taxonomy places the organism in Eukaryota, Metazoa, Chordata, Actinopteri, Siluriformes, Clariidae. Gene Ontology annotation, biological process: transmembrane transport. The transcript is spliced from 9 exons. Gene Ontology annotation, molecular function: sucrose:proton symporter activity. The record is from RefSeq and is a predicted model, not a curated record. The coding region runs from base 452 to 2710 and encodes 752 amino acids.
UGAACGUUGUCUUUAUUCGAAAGGGAAGACGUUUGUGUGUAAAGAUGUCACCGUUUGUAAACCGUGACAGCAUCCCAUCAUCCAACACCAGGAGUUGGGUUUUGCCUUCUAGUGAAUGAAAAGCUUCUGAAAUAAUCAAGAUAUCAACUGAUCACUCGAUGGGUCUCUUCAGGGAAUCGUCUACCUGUGCUGACCUUUAUUUUCUCCUCCCCUCUUCCCUUUUCACAAUCCAGAAAAAUAUGACUUGUCACUUAGCCAGAAAUGGCUUUUUAUGGAUUUGUACCAGCCACAGCAAGUGGUAAACCUCACACUGAGGUUAACAUAUGGAGAAGCCUGUAAGCCCACCUGCAAGUUCAUUUUGUCAAAAUUUUUUAAGGUGGAGUUUUUCUGUUUGGGUUCGGAAUAAAGCUUCGUGCGUGAUCGUGUCCGGUUCUUCACUUUAGCUGACUCCAUGACAGCCGACAUGGUGCCCAAGAAAGUAGAUUUGGAGUCUGUACAGAUGCUGCAUGUGGUGGAUUUAAAUCCGGUCAAAUCUUCAGCCAGCGGAACUAACAAAGAGAAGAAAAUGGAGGUUUCCGAAAAAUCUGCCAGCGAGGACUCGGUGGAUCUCAUCCCCAAACGCCUGUGGGUCAUGCACGGGGCUGUCAUGUUCGGCCGUGAGUUUUGCUAUGCCAUGGAAACAGCCCUGGUCACACCUGUGCUGCUACAGAUAGGUCUGCCGGAGCAGUACUACAGUCUGACGUGGUUCCUUAGCCCCAUUUUGGGCUUAAUCUUUACACCUCUGAUUGGCUCAGCCAGUGACCGCUGUACCCUCAGGUGGGGUCGGAGAAGACCCUUUAUUCUGGUCCUGUGUGUAGGAUUGCUGCUCGGUUUAGCGCUCUUUCUCAAUGGUUCUCUAAUAGGUUUGACUGCAGGGGAUGUUCCUGGUAACCAGCCCAUUGGGAUCAUUCUGACAGUGGUAGGUGUAGUGGUGCUGGACUUCUGUGCGGAUGCUUUAGAUGGACCUAUCAGGGCCUACCUGUUGGAUGUCGCUGAUGGAGAAGAUCAAGACAUGGCCCUGAAUAUUCAUGCCUUCUCUGCAGGUUUAGGUGGAGCUUUGGGUUAUAUGCUUGGAGGUUUGGACUGGACAAAUACUUUCUUAGGGCAUGCCUUUAAAGCCCAAGAGCAAGUGCUAUUCUUCUUUGCUUCUAUCAUAUUGUGCAUUUCUGUGGUGCUUCAUCUCUGUAGCAUCAAGGAGCAAUCAAACAAUUCUCGUCAGCAGGAGAUAUCUGAGACUGAGGAAGGAGACACAUCCUCAUCCAUUCAGCUUAAUGAGAUCCUGCCUAAGACUCACCAAGUGCCAGAACUGGAUCUUAUUAUUGAGGAAGAGCCUUUUGAAAUUUAUGAAGACAAUCAAUCUGAGACAGAUAUCCAGAACAAUUUCCUGAAUGUAACGAGAAGUAAAAGUGACUCUGCUCUUGCUGUACCAGACUCUCCUAUUAAACUUGACCCAGAUUUGGACCUCGGUGAUCACUUUUUCCACAAUGUAGAGCCUACUUUUUUCCAAGAUUUCAACAGUGAAAUGCCGUUUGAAUAUUGCCAAAACAACAGCUGUCAGGCUCAUCAGUGCUCCAACCUUGAUGAUCAUCCUGACGUUACCAAAGUUAUCAAUGGAAACCUUGCAGAGGAAGCCAAAUCAAAAUGUGACCUGACCCAUCAAAAUAAAGCCGGUGUUCGUCACUCAAAUGCCACAGUGCGCUGUCGCCAUCCUUCGUUCUACCGGCAACCUUCCUUUACCUUCUCUUACUACGGCCGGGUGCGAUUCCACCGUCUUCGUCGACCCAUCGGUUCAGCUCGCCCGAUUAAGUCAUCACGAAGUCUGAACGACAUUGACAGUAUAACGGAACUGCAGAAGUGUCACACGCUGCAAAAAAGAGGUAGCUCAUCAUCUGGAACGGGUGAAGAUGACAGUGAAAGUGAAGAAGGAGAAGGAAGUGGCACAACUGUGAAACUGCUUUGGUUGUCCAUGUUGAAAAUGCCUCCACAGCUCUGGCGCUUGUGUGUGUGCCAUCUCAUCACUUGGUUUUCCCUUAUCUCUGAGAUUGUUUUCUAUACUGACUUCAUGGGACAGGUUAUCUAUGAAGGAGACCCCAUGGCUGCUGCAAACUCGACCGCACUUCAAAACUACCAUAAGGGAGUACAGAUGGGCUGUUGGGGGCUGGUUAUCUAUGCUGCCACUGCUGCCAUCUGCUCAGCUGUUCUUCAGAAAUACCUCGACAACUAUGACUUGAGCAUCAGAAUCAUCUACAUGCUGGGAACUCUAGGCUUCGCUGUUGGCACGGCUUUAAUGUCCAUCUUCCCCAACGUCUACGUCACCAUGAUAAUGAUAAGCAGCAUGGGAUUUAUUUGUAUGAGCAUGUCAUACUGUCCUUAUGCUUUGCUCGGGCAAUAUCAUGAGAUCAAAGAGUAUGUCCGCCACAGUCCAGGUAACUCUCGCCGAGGCUUCGGUAUCGACUGCGCCAUUCUGACUUGUCAGGUUUACAUUUCUCAGAUUUUGGUGGCGUCAGCUCUCGGUGCGAUCGUGGAAGCCGUAGGCUCAGUGAGAGUGAUCCCAAUGCUGGCAUCAGGGAGUUCCUUCAUCGGGUUUCUUACCGCUGCAUUUCUUGUGAUUUACCCUGACUCAUCUGAUGAUGACGAUGAUGAAAAUGAGCGAGCCCAGAGUACAGCCUGAGCCUGUUGAUGAUUAGCAGACCAGGGUUGCCUUCACUGUGUGAAAUACAGAUGCUUAGGAGCUUCUCAUGAGUAAUAGAGUAAUCAUCACUUUUUCACUGUGAAUAGUUGAGAAAUUAAGUGUUCUACAAAAUCAAAAUUAUAACUCCCAGAAUGCAUUUCUUUUAAACAUAAUGUUAUAUACCUGAGAAGAGUGCGCCUUUCAAUCCUGAUGAUAUCCAGGCUACAUACAGCGCAUACACAAGCAGAAUCUAUUAAGGUACAGAAAACCGCUGUAAUAAUCCUAGCAUUGUGCUGCAAAUAAAUAGGUAUUUUUAAUCGGAAUCAUACAGAACAUUUCAGUGUUCUCUUGGAUAACAGUAUUAUCCGGAAUUCUGAAGCUUCACAUAGAAUUUAUCAGUUUUACAUAAUUUCAGUUUUCAAUAGAAAUUUUUUCUAUUGCCAUGAUGAUAGGGGUGGUCACAGUUCUAACAGAGAGAUGGCAAUCAACACAGUCCACAGAGUUGCUUUUACAACAACUAAAGCUUAAAUUUAUUGGUAAACUAUGUUUGCAUUAUGUCAAACAGCAUUUGCACAUUCAGAUUUCGUUUGUUUUUACAAAUAUGCUGGAUUGCCAUUUGUGCUUGAAAAUGAAUCUAUCUAUAUCCGUUCUAUCCUUUACAUUCUAUCUAGUCUAUCCUAUUUAUGCAGACAUGCAAUAACGAAAGAUAUGUCCAUAUGUUUAUGAUAACAUGUAUGCACCUAGAUGUGUUAAGUUUUCGAGCAAGUAUGGUUUACCUAUUAAUACAUUAUUAAUACUUUGACUUUCUUUAGGCAGCUAGAGGAAAAACUUGCCAAGGCAUAUAAUAAGACAAUUGUUCUCAACAGCUAUGUGAACAGCACGAGGAUGUCUUUUAGUAGAGCCAGGUCGACCAAGCCGUGACUCUGCUCUUGUUUUAGGGUUGUGUUACCCUUUUCUUCCAAAUCUGUUAAUGAU